AUGACCGAGGACAUGAGAAUGAGACACAUAAGCGAUUAUUGGAUGAUCAGCACACUGGUUUUUUUCAACAUUGCUGGAAAUUUUGGAAAUUUCAACCUUAUUUGGUUAACGGUUCGCCGAAAAGAACUUCGCUCUAAAGCAGGGAUUUUACUUGCUAUAAAUGCUGUAUUUCAAAGCGUAUGUCUGGUAUCAACUUUUAUUAAUGUCACAGUAAUCUUGAGUGGAAGUCGGAUUGCUCGAAAUGUUUGUUAUCCUCUUGUAAUGCCAUUUACAAUCGCUUCAUCUCUACAAACACCAAUGGCUUUGGUGAUUGCGAUCGACUUGCUUCUGGCUCUGAUAUCACCAUUAAAGUACCGCCAACAGGACACGUUAAAAUACAUAGUCGGCCUAUGUGCUCCAGGAAUGAUUUAUGCUCUAUUCAUAGGAUUUUAUGGAUUGAUAAAAAUGGAUAAUGAAAUGCUCGAUUUCUGCAAUGUUGACUUCACCGACGACAUACUUCCUUUCACGACAUUACUCCAUUGGAAUACACAAAUUCUCGACCUUCACAUGUAUGAUGGUCGAAUCAAUUUGUGGGAGACUCGAAGGGAGACUUUUGACAAGGGCAAAGGACUUCCUCCAACUGUCUCGGCAUUGUGGCUUCAGAGCAACGUGUUGUUGAAUAGCCUUGUUUUGCUAGUAUAUUUUGGUAUUUUCUUGGUACUCAGAUGUAAUUAUAAUGAAAUGGCAUACAGAGAACAUGGACGUGUUGUACGCCGUUUGGCAGUAAUCGUGAUUGUUUUUGUGUUUUCAUGGUUUAUGGCGAAUUUGGGUGAGUAUCAAAUGACUGCAUUUAUACUACCGAUGCUGACGGCAGUGUCGGCGUUGGCCAUUGAUCAAUAUUUAUCCGGUUGA
Molecule: messenger RNA, 891 nt
Organism: Haemonchus placei
Lineage: Eukaryota; Metazoa; Nematoda; Chromadorea; Rhabditida; Trichostrongylidae
Source: the annotation of a GenBank genome assembly